This is a messenger RNA of Aegilops tauschii subsp. strangulata, 4184 nucleotides long. RefSeq lists its product as uncharacterized. NCBI's taxonomy places the organism in Eukaryota, Viridiplantae, Streptophyta, Magnoliopsida, Poales, Poaceae. The record is from RefSeq and is a predicted model, not a curated record.
CGACGUGGUGUCUGGUCAGGCGCGCGAGUAGCCGACCGCCUGAGCACAUCGUUUCCCUUCCUCGAUUCCAACCUUUUCCCCAACCUAGCGCUAGCUGAAGGCUCCGGCGGCGGCGGCUGGCCCUCUCCUGCCUCUCCCUCGGUCCCUUCCCUCCCCUCCAUCCGGCCAUCUCACUCCCCUGCCUCGGCCUCCGGCGCCCAGCCCUCUCCUCCGCGGCUCCGCCAGGCGCCAGGCCACCAGUCCGCCUUCGGCCUCCCAAGCGCGGCGGCAGCCGGCAGCGCCCUCCAGGCUCCAGCCACCGUCCUCGCGCCUCCCCGGCGCGGCGGCAGCACCAUCCGGCAGUCCGGCCUCCGUUCCUCAACAGCCACAAUACCCUGACACCGGUUGGCCCCGGCACAACGCCGCUCCCCGCCAACGCCCCUCUCCCUCAGCUGCUGACCUCGGCAACGAGCUCACCCACAAGCCUCUGCUGCCAGAAGAUUGCCCGCAUAGUUUAAAAUAUUCAUAUGAACCUAUGCUUAAUGUAAAAGAGCAUAUGGAAAAUUAUAAACUGAUCUAUUUUUUUUCAUUACUACAGCUAGCAAAGGCUAAUGGAUCGAGGUUGGAUGAGUAAACCAAGAUCAACUACUGAUUAUAAAGAAGGUGUCGAGCAAUUUCUAUCUUUUGCCUUCCAUGAUGUUCCACUCGGUGAUAAAAUUCUCUGUCCCUAUGUAAAUUGUGGAAAUAAGGCAACGCAGAAUUACGACGAAGUGAAAACCCACCUAAGAUGUGAUGGUAUUCUUCAGGGUUAUACAAAAUGGGUUUGCCAUGGAGAAGAGUAUGAUUCACCGUCAUUUGCAUUUGCUCCCAUGUCAAAUAACAACAACGAUUUUCAUAUUCCGGGUUUUCCAGUGAAUUCUGAUGUAGAAGGCAGUAAUAGAAGAUUGCAUGACAUUUCUGGGCUCUUAAGUGCCAUUUUCCCCAUGGCUGACAGCUUCCAAUCACUAUCAAGCGCAUCUGAUGGGGAACUAGAUGGUGUUCAGUCUGAAUUUGAGAACUUGGAACCUGGUAUGGCUGAGAAUGUCAAUACAACAUCUGCAGAUGAUGAUGCAAUGAGAGAACAAGACAUAUACGCUAGUUUCCUCGAGGAAGCAAACACAGAUUUAUACCCUGGAUGUGCAACAUAUUCGAGGUUGUCAUUUCUUGUCACUUUAUAUCACAUGAAAGUCUUGCAUGGAUGGUCACAGGAAUCAUUCACACAGCUACUUGGUGUAUUAUCGGUUGCAUUUCCUCAGAUAAACCUACCCAAGAAAUAUUAUGAGGUGAAAAAAAUCAUACGCGGAUUAGGGCUGGACUAUGAGAAAAUUCAUGCAUGCCCAAGAGACUGCAUGCUUUUUAGAGGUGAAAGAGCUAACCAGGAGCCUUGCCAUGUGUGUGGUGCCUCUCGUUGGCUUACCAAUGAAAAUGAGAAGAAAGAUUCGGCAACUGAAUCUUAGAAGAAGAAGAAGAAGAAGAAACCAGCCAAGGUGUUGCGAUAUUUCCCAUUGAUUCCAAGGCUCCAAAGGUUAUUUGCAACCAAGAAGACAUCAACUGACAUGCGUUGGCAUGAUGAGGGUCGUACAAAAGAUGGAUUGCUGCGAUGUCCAGCUGAUGGAGAGGCUUGGAAAGAUCUUGAUGCCAGAUAUCCUAAAUUCGCUGAGGAUCCCCGUAAUGCGCGGCUAGGCGUUGGGUCUGAUGGGUUUAAUCCUUUCCGACUCAUGAGUGCAAAACAUAGUACUUGGCCAGUGAUGCUUAUUCCAUACAACCUACCACCUUGGAUCUGCAUGAAGCAAACAUCUCUAAUUUUAUCAAUGAUUAUUCCUGGACCAAGUUCCCCUGGCAAUGAUAUUGAUGUAUAUUUGCAGCCGUUGGUGGAUGAGCUGCAACAUCUUUGGAAGGGUGUGGACACUUUUGAUUCAUGUACCCAGGAGAAAUUUUCUCUUCGAGCUGCACUAUUAUGGACUUUGAACGAUUUUCCAGCAUUAGCUUACCUCUAUGGGUGGAGCACGAGCGGUAAAUAUGCUUGCCUGUCUUGUGGUCCUUUUACAAGAUCAUAUUGGCUAAAGAAGAGUAAGAAAUUUUGGUUAUAUGGGUCAUCGCCGAUGGCUAACACAGAAUCAUGUAUUUCGGAGACGAAAGAAGGAGUUUGAUAACACCGAAGAGAUGGAACUUGCACCUAUAACAAUGAGUGGUAGCUCAGCUUUGAGAAUGUUGCAGGGCAGAGUGUUUGUCUUAGGAAAAAAGGUUGUUGUGGCAAAGAAAGGGAAAGGGAAAAAGAAGGGCAAAGACAGUGAAAAAGGAAUUGAAGGUUCUGAAAAACAGAAGCGUAAAAGAGCGCCUAACAAGAAAUCAGGUAACGUCGCACGUAAACCUGAAAAGAAGCCUGAGGAUUGUUUCAAAAAGAAGUCGAUAUUCUUUGAUUUGGAAUACUGGGAGCACAACAAGUUAAGGCACAAUCUAGAUGUAAUGCAUAUUGAGAAAAAUGUCUUCGAAAAUUUAAUUGGAACCUUACUGGAUAUUGAUUCUAAAACAAAGGAUGGCCUUAAUGCACGACUUGACUUAGGAGAAAUUGGAAUUCGAUCUAGCCUUCAACCUCAUGAAGGUGAUAAGGGUAAAACUGAAUUGCCGCAUGCACCUUUUAAUAUGUAUAAAGAAAAGAAGGAGAUUCUUUGUACAGUGGUUAAGAAUUGUAGGACACCUGAUGGUUGUGCAUCAAACUUUUCGAGGUGUGUGAACAUGAAAGAAUUGACAUUGACUGGCCUCAAAAGCCACGACUGCCAUGUUAUUCUACAAGACAUCCUUCCUGUGGCACUUUUACACUGUUAUCCCAGUAAAGAUGUCAUGAUAAUAGUUGUUGAGCUGGCUAAUUUCUUCAAGAAGCUAUGCUCCAAAGUGUUAGAUGUCUCUGAGCUUGACAAACUGCAAGAGAGUAUUGUGAAGACACUUUGUAAUAUGGAAAAGGUUUUUCUUCCAUCGUUUUUUACUGUCAUGGUACAUUUAAUGGUGCAUUUAGUUGAAGAAGCUAAACUUGGUGGCCCGGUGCAUUACAGGUGGAUGUACCCUCUAGAGAGAUCAUUUGUUUGGCUAAAGUCACUUGUGCGCAAUAGAGCUUAUCCUGAAGGUUCUAUUGCUGAAGGAUAUACUGUUGAAGAAUGCUUGACCUUUUGUUCAAGAUUUCUAGAAGGAACCACACGUUUCACAAGAACAUCUAGGAACCCUGAUCCUUCAGAUAAUACAAAGGGCAUGUACAUGUUUGAUAGUGUUGGUGAGCCAAUUGGAAAGGCUGUCACUAUAGGCCAGUUGGACGAUCAGCUUCUAGUUCAAGCACAUAGAUAUGUCUUGCGACACUCUGAUGAGCUUGAUGAUCUUCGUAGAGAAUUUCUGGACCAAGAGAAGAGGAAACCGGGUAACUUAAAUUUGACGGAUGAUGACAAUGAGGAUUUGAUUAGUAGACACUUUGCUGACUGGUUGGAACAAAAGGUUAUACUAGAUGAUGGACUGGAUAUCACAGAAAAGAUAAGAGCAUUAGCCGCAAAACCAAGCAAAUGCGGGGUGCGCUAUAGUGGCUAUAUAAUUAAUGGUUUCAGGUUUCAUACUAUCAGUCGCGAGACAGGACACGUGACACAAAAUAGUGGUGUCGUGAACCUUGCUGAAAAUGGUGUGUCCUAUUAUGGUCGGUUAUCUGACAUCUUUGAAUUGUCAUACAAAGAUUACAAGGUGGUCUUCUUUAAAUGUGAUUGGUAUGAUGUUCAUCACAAAGCUGGUAUUAUAAGAGAUGAGUUUGGAUUCACUCAUGUGAACUUCUCCCGAAAAAUACAUACAGGGGAGAAGUUAGAGGAUGAACCUUUUGUAUUUUCUUCCCAAGUGGACCAGGUCUUCUAUAUCCAAAAUCCGAGAAGUGAGAAUUGGAAUACCAUGGUGAAAUUCAAACCUCGUGAUAUUUUUGACAUGGGUGGAGAACCAUCUUCAGAUGAAACAGAGUAGUCUUUGUGUUUUUAGCUUGUUAUCUGCAGCUAAGAUAUAGGUUUAGCAAUUGUCAUCCAUGCUCCUAGGUAGAAUUACUCCAACAUAAUUAUUCUAGCUGGGUGGAUCUUCUUCGGAAUGUAUGUUACUCUGUGAUGAACGAGCCUAUGGUGUUUUUUUAAUGUGUAUGUUCCCUUUUGUUA